Molecule: messenger RNA, 2547 nt
Organism: Durusdinium trenchii
Lineage: Eukaryota; Dinophyceae; Suessiales; Symbiodiniaceae
Source: the annotation of a GenBank genome assembly
AACAUCCAGAGCUAGCCUUGUGAAAGUGCGUUAGCUGCUGAAGACCUGCUGCGAGCUCUGGCCUCGAUCUCGGCCCGCCACAUGAUUCGCCUGGCUUGGGCAUGGCCAGCACUGCCCAUUCUCUUGGCCGCAGAUGAAGAGCUUCCACAGCUGCCUUGGAGCCCGGAACCACCAAGGUACAGGGUUCCGGUGAAGAGCCUCCUGACCAAACAGACCUUGUCCCUUUACCCAUCGGACUCACCCGUUGAUGUGGAUGUAGGGGAUACCUUCCUUCAGAGACUCAAUGCCAAGGAGAAAGGGCGAUCCAAAUGGACCAUUUUGGAGAUCUACGACUACACCUGUCCACAUUGUUGGUAUGCGGUGCCUGUCUAUACCCAUGUGGCGGAAGCGUAUUCAGGGACGCCCGUGCAGUUUACUUCCAUCAACUGCCACAUGAGAUAUAGCAUGGAGAUUUGCUUUCUCCUCAACUCCAUCGCACACAUCAAGGAUUUCCCUUCCUUCGUAGCUUGCCCUCCUGGUGUAGAGGUGGAUGCCGGUGCAGAGCUCCAGCAAUUGACCCAGGCGGCUCAACGCUUGGCCAGCAGACUGCCAGCUCAGAAUCCGACCCGCAAGACCUUGUUGAAGCUAGCGCGUUGUCGGCACAAGUUCAUAGAGGAUUCGGUCGCUGGCAAGGAGGAUCCCUUUCUCUCAGCAAAACAGCUGGCCAAUUGGGUGAAGCGUGUCACUGGCCACGAGGCAACCAAUUGGAAAGAUGUGCGCAUUGGCGCAGACUUCCACAGGAAGCGGCCUGUGUCAGCUAUAGCACCCCCGGGGCAGCCAGGAUGGCUGAGAGACAACAAGGAUGGGCGACCCGGUGUGAGCCGCUACAUUCCAGGCGAGCGUUGGUAUGACGCACUCAUGGGCUUUGUUGCCCUUAUCUACCAAGGCUAUCAACCUUCAAAGCACCAAGCCACUGUGGAAGUGACGAGAUAUUUGUCAAUGGCCUUUCCAAUCAAGGGCAAGGCAAUUGCUGAACUGGCUGACCAACUGGAGCGACAUGGACGGCAAGUGCUGCCGGAUGGCGCUCAAAAGAUAAUCGCAUCCUGGUCAAUCGAUGUCGGCUUGGGAGACCCCGACGAUGAUGCUGGAGAUGAGUCCUAUGAGGAGCAUCAGCAUGGCUUGAUCCACCGUACAGUUGGAGAUCCAGAUGGAAAGACACUGCAAUCCCUGACCUGCCCAACCAGCAGUACCUGCAACUUGUGGAACCUCUUGCAUGUGACUCUGAGUGCCGUUGCUGCUCGGGGAUUCUCAAAGAGAUCUUUGAUGAGUGAUGGCAGUGUCCUCUCCAACGGAGUUCGGGGUGGAAUUGCCCUGCCCUUGCAAAGUCCCGAGAUCGGGAUCCGCGAGGCCCAAGCCUUUGUGCGGACCUUCGUUGACAAUUUCCUGACCUGCAAGGAGUGCCGACAGAGAUUUCUUUGGGACUAUGACCAGUGCAACUACGGUCGCUGCCGGUUCCAGGACUGGAGGGAUUUGCCACUCUGGUUGUGGCGUGUGCACAAUGCUGUCAACCUGCAUGUUGCAGGAAAGCAUGAGUCCUCACCAGAUAGACGAUGGCCAAUGUACCAGGAUUGCCCUAGCUGCUGGCGAGAAGACUUGGUCAUGGGCACCCCACGGGCCCUGUCCGUCUCUCCGGUGGAUGUUUACAAGGAGGAGCACCGUUCAGAAAGCCGAUGGUCAACUGAAGAAUUGGACAUGCCUUUCGACACCAAGGCAGUCUUUUGGCACUUGAUUAGCACCUUCUUGGGAGUGCGGCGGAUUGUCUUCGACGUCGCGGAUUUCUCUGGCGAAGAGAAGGAGGAGGUGAGACACAUGCUCCACCUACAGGGGAUCUCGCUGGAGCCCCGUGUGUCAGGGUCAAUCACUGGUGCACCGCAGGGUCCUCCAGAAGAACGACUGCAAACAUUGGAUGUAAGGUGCCUUCGGAGUCCAUGGAUUGAGUGCUGGUGUCAAGGACAGACCCUUAGAGCCCUUCGCAACCUGCUCCUUUGCCGCAGUGAGAGUGCCCACUCAGCGAGCCAAAUCUUCUUGGCCCUGCUGGCGAUGGCAACUGGAGCCGGAGCCUUUCAGCACACGAGUUAAGUUGAGAUGAGACGAAAGCAGACACCAUGAGCAAAGUAGAUCCAAGAAAGACAUUGGUUGCCCACAGCCAAGUACAAACUCCCUGAUACGGCCAAUUUGUUUGGAGCUUCUUGCUUGGACCAUGUUUUUUCCACGGCCGAAUACUCCACUGCUGGCUACACAUCGGCAACCUGCCAGUUUGGGGGCAAUUGAGGUGGCCCUUGUGAUUUGCUACUUUGGGCAGGACUCGGAGGGUAACUUGGAGGAUGGCGAAAUGGAGAGGGACUUGGGGAGAGAAGCGCGCGCCCCGAUGUUCCGCCAGCGAUCUGGAGACAGAUCAGGGGGGGAGCACGAAAUGGAGGAGGCCAAGGAAAUAGCGAAGGAGCCCAGCCCAGUCCAAGAACCAGAAGCUGCAGAUGCAGCAGAAUAGUCCUGCAAUAGAUAAAAGAA